AUGGCGGCGGCGGCGGGAGCUGCAGCGGCGGCGGCCGCCGAGGGGGAGGCCCCCGCUGAGAUGGGGGCGCUGGUGCUGGAGAAGGAGCCCAGAGGAGCCACUGAGAGAGUUCAUGGCUCUUUGGGGGACACCCCUCGUAGUGAGGAGAUCCUGCCCAAGGCCAACCCCGACUCCCUGGAGACUGCUGGCCCCUCAUCCCCAGCCUCUGUCACGGUCACCGUCGGCGAUGAGGGGGCUGACACCCCUGUAGGGGCCACACCACUCAUUGGGGAUGAACCCGAGAAUCUCGAGGGAGAUGGGGACCUCCAUGGGGGCCGCAUCAUGAUAGGCCAUGCCACGAAGUCAUUCCCGUCUUCCCCCAGUAAGGGGGGUGCUUGUCCCAGCCGAGCCAAGAUGUCAAUGACAGGGGCCGGAAAAUCACCCCCAUCAGUCCAGAGUUUGGCUAUGAGGCUGCUGAGUAUGCCGGGGGCCCAGGGGGCAACAGCGGCAGGCCCUGAACCUCCUCCGGCCACAGCCAGCCCGGAGGGGCAGCCCAAGGUCCACCGAGCCAGGAAAACCAUGUCCAAACCAGGAAAUGGACAGUCACUGCUUCACAUAUUUACCAAGGCGCUACUGUGUGUCAGGCUCCUUUAA
Lipotes vexillifer (Yangtze River dolphin) is the source of this 633-nucleotide messenger RNA. RefSeq names its product histone-lysine N-methyltransferase EHMT2-like. The coding region runs from base 1 to 633 and encodes 210 amino acids. NCBI's taxonomy places the organism in Eukaryota, Metazoa, Chordata, Mammalia, Artiodactyla, Lipotidae. The record is from RefSeq and is a predicted model, not a curated record. The transcript is spliced from 5 exons.